Oncorhynchus masou masou (cherry salmon) is the source of this 5588-nucleotide messenger RNA. Its product is annotated as PH and SEC7 domain-containing protein 2-like. The record is from RefSeq and is a predicted model, not a curated record. NCBI's taxonomy places the organism in Eukaryota, Metazoa, Chordata, Actinopteri, Salmoniformes, Salmonidae. Gene Ontology annotation, biological process: regulation of ARF protein signal transduction. Bases 309 to 1937 code for a protein of 542 amino acids. The transcript is spliced from 13 exons. Gene Ontology annotation, molecular function: guanyl-nucleotide exchange factor activity; protein binding; phospholipid binding.
CCCCUCACAUCCUUUUGAGGGAGACCUCCAAGAACCUUAUUGAAAAAAAAUCUCACAUCCAUUCACAUUAUGGGGAACGGCAGUAGGCUACACACACUGUAGUUUUAUCAUUCUGUGCUCUUAAACCUGGUAAUAACCAUGCGGGGCUUCGAGUACCGUUUGUGUAGGAAAAGACUGACGAAAUCGGAUUGCUUAAGCCUCUUUGGGUAAAUACCGCAAUCGAUCGAAUGCCAGAUUUUACCGACCACUGCUGGAUGAUGUCGCGCGUUCCUUGACACUGAUCCCAAUCCUCGAAUGCGGGAGAGAAAAUGUGGAAAGAGGAAUAUGACGUUCAUUUCGACUUUCUUCUCGAUCUCCUUGAUGCCAACCUCCUCACGGAUGUGCUGUCGGACUCAGAGUCGGAGCUGGGCGGCCUGGAGCAGCUGGAGAGAAGCAGCACGGAAACCCUGGCCAACGGUUGCCGUGCCGACUGCGAUGCCGCCAAACGCCUGGCCAAGCGUCUGUUCUACCUGGAGGGCUUCAGACGCUGCGACGUGGCACGCCACCUGGGCAAGAAUAACGACUUCAGCCAGCUGGUGGCGUCAGAGUACCUCAGCUUCUUUGACUUCUCUGGCCUGUCAUUGGACAAGGCCCUGAGGAACUUCCUGAAAGCCUUUCCUCUGAUGGGGGAGACCCAGGAGAGGGAGAGAAUCCUGGUCCACUUCUCUAAGAGGUUCUGUGUCUGCAACCCCACAGCCCUCGCCCCCGAUGGCAAGGACAGAUCCAAACGGGGUGAUGAAGAAGAUGAUGAUGGAGCCCAUACGUUAACCUGUGCCCUAAUGCUGCUCAACACUGAUCUACAUGGACACCCUUCAUGUGUCUCUCUUGUCCAGAACAUUGGGAAAAAGAUGUCUUGCCAGCAGUUCAUCAGUAAUCUGGAUGGCCUAAACGAUGGCAAGGACUUCCCUAAAGACCUGUUAAAGGUGCUGUAUAAUUCAAUAAAGAACGAGAAACUUGAAUGGGCAAUUGAGGAAGAGGAGUUCAGGAAGAGUCUAUCGGAGCUGGUGGAGGAGCAGUAUGAGGGAGGGGGGAAGAGGGGGGUUGCCAGGGUAACGGAUGGCAAUAACCCUUUCAUCGCCAUCCCCAUCCUACCCAACGCUGUCACUUAUAAACAUGGUGUCCUGUCCCGCAAGAGCCACGCAGACAUGGACGGCAAACGCACCCCACGAGGACGACGAGGCUGGAAGAAGUUCUAUGCGGUUCUAAAGGGGAUGAUCCUUUAUCUACAGAAGGAUGAGUAUAAGGCUGAUGCAGAGCUGUGUGAGGGGGACCUGAAGAACGCUGUGCGUAUCCACCAUGCGUUAGCCACCCGCGCUACAGACUACAGCAAGAGACCCAACGUCCUCAAACUAAAGACCUCUGACUGGAGAGUGUUCCUGCUGCAGGCACCGAGUGAAGAGGAAAUGAUGUCGUGGAUAUUCCGUAUUAACCUGGUAGCAGCUCUGUUCUCCGCCCCGGCCUUCCCUGCUGCCAUCGGCUCCAUGAAGACGUUCUGUAGACCUCUAUUGCCCUCCUCCUCUACCCGGCUAAACCAGGAGGAUCAGCUGCAGUCCCACGAGGGGAAGCUGAAGCAGAUGAGUGUGGAGGUGGAAGAGCACAGGAAGAACCCUCCCUCGCCUUCUCCUAAGAGCAGAGAGUGGGAGGAGUAUCGAAUCAAAGAGCACUACCUCAUAUAUGAGAAGAGUCGGUACGAGACGUAUAUCAACCUGCUCCAGGCCAAGAUGAGGGCAGAGACAGACGACCUGGAGAAGAUAGAGGCUAGCGUGAUGAGCGGGAUUGGGGAGGGCCGAGGGGGGCGCGAGGGAUACCUCCGGAAGACCCAGUCCUCUCCUUCCAUCAGCCAGCACGAUGUCAAUGGCAGGGCCUCUGGACGCACUGGCCCGGGCCAGCAGAGUUGAGAGGAGAACCCCCUAAAAAAUAUAAUGCACCCCCCGAAACUCUGUCCUCUGAGCCAGAGGGCUCUCCCCUCCAAACGCCUGAGAACUGGACCCCCAAAUCCUCCCUCCUUCCUAUUUCAUUGCACAGUAAAGCGGUAAUAAUUGUUCCAGCUAUACAGUAUUAAUGGUGUUAUUUAACCAACAGCUAAUUGUCUCUGGCAGUGCUUAUAAGAACACUUAUAAUGGAGAACAUGAAGAUGUGGAAAAAAGGACGAAAGAGGAGAGAGGACUUACCGGCAUAAAGGAAGUGUGGAGUGUAGUUUUUUGGUUUGAGGAGUUGGAUGGUGGAUUUCAGGGUGGAGGGGUACAGUAGCAUAGUAGUAGCCUAGCAGUUAAGAGAUUUGGGCCAAUAACCAUCGCUGUUUUGAAUCCCGAGCAGACUAGGUGAAAAAUCUGUUAAUGUGCCCUAGAGCAAGGCACUUAACCCACAAUUGCUCCUGUAAGUCGCUCUGCAUAAGAGCAUCUGCUAAAUGACUAAAAUGUCAAAUGUACACUACCGUUCAAAAGUUUGGGGUCACUUAGAAAUGUCCUUGUUUUUGAAAGAGAAGCUAAUUUUUUGUCCAUUUAAAAUAACAUCAAAUUCAUCAGAAAUACAGUGUAGGCAUUUUUAAAGUUGUAAAUGACUAUUGUAGCUGGAUUGUAGCUGGAUUUUUUUUAAUGGAAUAUCUACAUAGGCGUAUUCCAAUGGCACGUUGUGUUAGCUAAUCGCAGUUUAACAUUUUAAAAGGCAUUAGAAAACCCUUUUGCAAUUAUGUUAGCACAGCUGAAAACUGUUGUUCUGAUUAAAGAAGCAAUAAAACUGUCCGCCUUUAGACUAGUUGAGUAUCUGGAGCAUCAGCAUUUGUGGGUUCAAUUUCAACAAAGACCUUUCUUUGGAAACUCGUCAGUCUAUUCUUGUUCUGAGAAAUGAAGGAUAUUCCAUGCGAGAAAUUGCCAAGAAACUGAAGGUCUCGUAUAACGCUGUGUACUACUCCCUUCACAGAACAGCACAAACUGGCUCUAACCAGUAGAAAGAGGAGUGGAAGGCCUCGGUGCACAACUCUCAACGUCAACAGUUAAGAGUUGCAAAGAAAAAGGCAUAUCUCAGCCUGGCCAAUAAAAAUAAAAAAUUAAGAUGGACAAAAGAACACAGACACUGGACAGAGGAAGAUUGGAAAAAAGUGUUAUGGACAGACGAAUCUAAGUUUGAGGUGUUCGGAUCACAAAGAAGAACAUUCGUGAGAUGCAGAAAAAUUGAAAAGAUGCUGGAGGAGUGCUUGACGCCAUCUGUCAAGCAUGGUGGAGGUAAUGUGAUGGUCUGGGGGUGCUUUGGUGGUGGUAAAGUGGGAGAUUUGUACAGGGGAAAAGCGAUCUUGAUGAAGGAAGACUUUCACUCCAUUUUGCAACGCCAUGCCAUACCCUGUGGGCGGCGCUUAAUUGGAGCCAAUUUCCUCCUACAACAGGACAAUGACCCAAAGAACAGCUCCAAACUAUGCAAUAAUUAUUUAGGGAAGAAGCAGUCAGCUGGUAUUCUGUCUAUAAUAGAGUGGCCGGCCAGCACAGUCAUUUGAUUUCAACCCUAUUGAGCUGUUGUAGGAGCAGCUUGACCGUAUGGUAUGUAAGAAGCGCCCAUCAAGAACAAUCCAAUUUGUGGGAGGUGCUUCAGGAAGUAUGGGGUGAAAUUACCUCAACAAAUUGACAACUAGAAUGCCAAAGCUCUGCAAGGCUGUAAUUGCUGCAAAUAGAGGAUUCUUUGAUGAAAGCAAUGUUUGAAGGACACAAUUAUUUCAUUUAAAAAUCAUUGUUUAUAACCUUGUCAACGUCUUGACUAUAUUUCCUAUUCAUUUUGCAACUCAUUUCAUGUAUGUUUUCACAGAAAACAAUGACAUUUCUAAGUGACCCCAAACCUUUGAAGUAACUCACACCUUAUAGUGAGCCUUCAACAGGUUACUAUGGACCAUAGAGCAUGGAGACUCUCCUCAGUGUAUCUGAACAGGCCUAUGUAACACACCUACUGUAUGGAAGCCUUAUGAUGAUGAACAACACUUACCCAGACUCUCAGAACUGUAAGAUGAUCAACUCCUUGCUGUGUAGACUAUUAUUGAUAAGUAUGUAUUUCUUCUUCCACUUGAACCUGAGCUUCAUAUAUGAUAUCAGACUGAAUGAAAGCACUGUGGCAUGUUUUAUAACCCUUGUUCUAUGUUACUGUCUGGACACCUGUACUGCUGUUACUGUCUGGACACCUGUACUGCUGUUACUGAGUGGAUACCUGUACUGCUGUUACUGAGUGGAUACCUGUACUGCUGUUACUGUCUGGACACCUGUACUGCUGUUACUGUCUGGACACCUGUACUGCUGUUACUGUCUGGACACCUGUACUGCUGUUACUGUCUGGACACCUGUACUGCUGUUACUGUCUGGACACCUGUACUGCUGUUACUGAGUGGACACCUGUACUGCUGUUACUGAGUGGACACCUGUACUGCUGUUACUGAGUGGAUACCUGUACUGCUGUUACUGAGUGGAUACCUGUACUGCUGUUACUGAGUGGAUACCUGUACUGCUGUUACUGAGUGGAUACCUGUACUGCUGUUACUGAGUGGACACCUGUACUGCUGUUACUGAGUGGACACCUGUACUGCUGUUACUGAGUGGAUACCUGUACUGCUGUUACUGAGUGGAUACCUGUACUGCUGUUACUCUGAGUGGAAGCUGGGAUGGAGGACAUUGACAGAGUAUGAGCAGUAAUGUUGGUUUGUUGAAGAUUUUGAUAAAGUGCUUUGAGCGUGUAUGCGUGUGUGUGUGUGUGUGUGUGAGCGCCUGCGUACAUGAGUGUGUAUGUGGUUGAGGGUUGGCCAGUGGACAUUGGGUUAAGGUUGAAAGGAAGCACGUCUAACAUUAAAGGAUCUGUGUUCUGUGUUGGAAUGCUUUGAUGCAGAAGAAGACGUCUCCCUGAGUUGGAGCGGGCUCAUCUUCCUGUCAUAUCAUCAUCAGAGUGCAGAUACUACAAUCAAAGACUGAAAGACAAAGCAGCAGAACAGGAAGUAGAGGAAGUGGCUGAGCAGAACAUAGCUGUACACGUGGUGUAGAAUCAUAUUCAUGUGGGAGACCAGAGAGAGGACACUAACCCAGCUCUGUCUUUCCAGGAAGGAACCAUGGAAGAUGGAGGGAGGAAAGAGGGCUGUGGUUCUGCUGGACUACAUUGUUCUAAAUUGAACAUUGAAACUCAUCCCCCCUCUCUUUCUCCUUCCCCCUUUCCUGACUGGACUUCGGAUGGGAUAGUGUCCCUAAUUCAUAUGUCUUUCUCGACACUAAAGCGGUACGGAAUCUUUGCACGGUCAGAACAGACACAGAGGCUUUAUAGAUGCUGUGUUUUUGAUGAGACUGGAUCAGAGAUCCUUAGUUCUGUUGACUGAAGUGGAAUUUGGAAUCAGAACUGACAUUUUAUACAUUGUCUUUCUUACUCUGAGGACCGACCUUGUCACUUUGGCUGUUGUGCUAACUAACCAUUGUUUCCCCAGUGUUUUAGGGCAGAGCAGUGCUGUUGUAAUAUAGAAUUGUGAGAAGGUUUUUUACUUUGCUGGUCCUGUCUUAAAUAAAUAUUUUUUGUUGUUUUUUAUUUAAACAAAGGAA